Messenger RNA from Pleuronectes platessa (European plaice), 732 nucleotides. RefSeq names its product interferon-induced protein with tetratricopeptide repeats 5-like. Gene Ontology annotation, cellular component: cytosol. The transcript has 3 exons. Gene Ontology annotation, biological process: defense response to virus. NCBI's taxonomy places the organism in Eukaryota, Metazoa, Chordata, Actinopteri, Pleuronectiformes, Pleuronectidae. The record is from RefSeq and is a predicted model, not a curated record. Gene Ontology annotation, molecular function: protein binding. The coding region runs from base 1 to 732 and encodes 243 amino acids.
AUGAUGAACAAACUUUUGAGAAUCAAGGACAUGCUGCUUGACAUCGGCACAGAGGAAGGAUGCAAGUGGCGUGGACACAUUUACAACCUGCAGGGGUACGUCCACUUCAAGCUGGGGUCCAUUGAAGAAGCCAGGAGUUUCUUCAGCAGAGCAGCGGAGACCUUCAGGAAGAUGAAAGGAGCAGAGGAGGGUCCCUGGCUGGUGGUGACCUACGGGAACCAGACCUGGCUGCACCACCAUCAGGGAGAACAAGAAGAGAGUCUGGUUUUUCUGUCAAAGAUCGACGGCCUGAUGACUGAGGAUCCAUCGCAGGACGAGCUGCACCCGGAGACCUGUUCUGAAAAGGCCUGGACUCUGAUGAAGUUCAGCGGAGAACAGAAGCUUCUGGCAGCUGAUUACUUCCAGAGAGCCAUCCGGAUGCAGCCGGAUAUGGUGGAGUGGCAGACCAGGGUUCUGAGAAACCCUGUCAGCAGCUACAGUGGAAUCAAACCUUUGCUGUGGUUUUACAGAAUCUUCACCUCCUCGGAUGAUGAUGGUGAUCAGCACGAGGAGAACACCGUUAGAUUUGCGGCCAUGCAAAGACAGGUUAAGGCCAUUGAGCCGGUCAAAAAUAUCCACCAAAUAGGAGAGAGAGACAAGCCACAUGGCAUCAUCCAGGUGCUUCGCCAGAUCUGUUUGACUUUCAGUCAAAAACAACUUUACCUCCUCUCGCAGCUCAUACAGCCGUUGUAA